GUUGCGAGAUCUAAAAAGAGGAUUUCUUUUACUAAUGAAAACGUAUCACUGGAAAUUUAAAAAAGAAAAAGAAAGAAAGCCAACCUUUCUUCCCACUGCUCUCCCAGAAUUCUUCACAACGUGCUUGUCAGAACGCCUUUCACUCCGCGCCUGAGUUAUCGAUCUGGCUCUCUCGGAGGCUCAUGGAUUCCUCAAGGGCAAGGCAUUCUUGCGUUCUUCUUGGGGACGAUGUCGUGGGAGAUGUUUACUCUUCUACACUUCGUGUGUGUCUGUGUCUGUGAACACGCGGUGAGGAGAAUUGUUCCUGAGUGGAGACACUGAGCACACAAACACGUGACAGUGUAUGUGGGGAUUUGCACGACCGAGAUUUUGUGGAGUUGUGGGGCUGGAGUGAGCGAGAAGUGGGUCUUGCAGAUGCAUAAAAGCGCCUCAGCUCUCCAGUGGCCCAUUCUCCUCAUGUCCCCGUUGUGCCCGCUGCUGCUGACUCUGGCCCUGGUGGCCGUCCCCGGCGCCCGGGGCGCCUGUCCGGUGCCCGCAGACCUGAAGAGGGAAGAUGGGACGCGCACGUGCGCCAAGCUCUAUGACAAGAGUGAUCCCUACUAUGACAAUUGCUGCCAGGGGGCCGAGCUGUCCCUGGAGCCGGGCACCGACCUGCCCUACCUGCCCUCCAACUGGGCCAACACAGCGUCGUCUCUGGUAGUGGCCUCACGCUGUGAGCUCACUGUGUGGUCUCUCCCCGGCAAGGGUGGCAAGACGCGCAAGUUCUCUGCAGGCAGCUACCCCCGCCUGGAAGAGUACCGUAAGGGUAUCUUCGGAGACUGGUCCAACUCUAUCUCUAGCCUCUACUGCAAGUGCUCUUGAAGGCCAUCAUCUCUAAUUACACACAGUGCUGAGCCCAGCCCCACCUCACCUUGGGGAUUGCUGUGGUCCCAAGAGCCAGGAGGCAAGAUGGCCCUGCUGCCUG
Peromyscus californicus insignis is the source of this 964-nucleotide messenger RNA. It is a transcript of the gene Sycn, whose product is annotated as syncollin. Gene Ontology annotation, biological process: exocytosis. Bases 415 to 861 code for a protein of 148 amino acids. Lineage: Eukaryota; Metazoa; Chordata; Mammalia; Rodentia; Cricetidae. The record is from RefSeq and is a predicted model, not a curated record. The transcript is spliced from 3 exons. Gene Ontology annotation, cellular component: secretory granule membrane.